Messenger RNA from Leucoraja erinaceus (little skate), 3999 nucleotides. Its product is annotated as BTB/POZ domain-containing protein KCTD19-like. Lineage: Eukaryota; Metazoa; Chordata; Chondrichthyes; Rajiformes; Rajidae. The coding region runs from base 241 to 2829 and encodes 862 amino acids. Gene Ontology annotation, biological process: protein homooligomerization. The transcript is spliced from 17 exons. The record is from RefSeq and is a predicted model, not a curated record.
CGCGCGCGAUGGUCGGGUCGGGUGCAUGCUCAGGGGUGUGCGCGCGUUGGGCAAUGGGGCGACGUUCCAGGGGCCGAGGUUGCGCGUGUGUCCGGGGGACGGUUGUAUUCAAAAUGUUUGGAGGGAAGGACAAACGGACAGAGAGCGGGUGCAGCGCGUUCAAAACCUCACACCUCGGGCCUGGCGGGCUGGUUUGCACAAGUAACUGGAGACUGAGCAGUUUCACAAAAAGCAAGAAAUAUGGCUCCAGAAGACUAUCAGGAAGAGGAUUCUUUUUGUUUCAAUGUAGGAGGCUGGCUCUUUUCGAUUCCAAAGUCAAAGCUUUUACAGUUCCAUGACUCGGUAUUGUGGCAAGAAGCUUCCAGCCUUGUUCACUCGGAAGAUGCCAGACUUUUUAUUGACCGGGAUGGAUAUACUUUCCGUCAUGUACACUACUAUUUGCAUACAUCAAAGCUGUCUUUUUCCUGCAUCUCUGAAAUUACUUUGUUGUAUGAGCAAGCUACAGCAAUGUGCCUGACAUCUUUGCAACAGGCUUUGGAUAAUAUGAAAGAAAGUAAACAUCAUUUGCGUGUACGACCUGAAGAUGUACCAGUUACUCAAAGAACCAGUAGGAAUUACUGGAGAACAAGAUGCAACAGUAAACCUUCAGACUUCCAAAUUAAAAGUCCAGCAUUCACAGGUUUACCUGAUAAAGCUCCAUUAGGACUAAUAGACACACCACUGUUGGAUACCGAAGAAGAGGUGCACUGGUAUUUUCUUCCUUUAAAUCUAGUGAAGAAAUACCCUACUUUAAUCAAUGAAGAUAACCUGCUAUGGCUGUGUGAGGAUGUUGUCCUUAUAGAAAUCGGAUGGAGUAAUUUUCGAUAUAUAGCAAAUUUCCUUCUGACUGGCAAGUUUAUUGUACCUGACAAAUUUUCAGAAGUAGAUGCUCUUCUGACUGAAAUGGAGAUGCUUCAAAUUCCAGAACUCAUUGAAGCUGUGAAAUCAUACAAGAGAAAAAUAGCUGGUAAUUCCAAAGAUGCCUCUAUCUCUGGCAAUUCUGUACAUCAUUCUGAAGUGGGUUGUGAGUCUGAAUGUGCUCCAGCAUACAAACCAUUGUAUGUCCUUGUCCUGGAACUAUUAGUGAAAUACCCAGAUUCAGCACUAGGACAACUUUGUAUUGAAAGCAGCCUUGAUGGGAUGAAGCUCUAUAUUUUUGGCAAUGGAGUUCUUUUUCAACAUGUCAGAAGCUGGUUAGGGACAUGUCGUCUACCUUUGACUGAAGACGUAUCUCAAAUGUGUGCAGUUUGUGUUUUUCUGGACCGACAUGACAGUCUGUAUCAGCCCGUAAAGGAUGCCAUGCGACUUUAUCUGCAGAAAAGAAAAAGGGAAACACUUGAAACCAGGCUUAAAAUAAAUAUAUCAGACGAUGGUUGGACUGCUGAUGUAGACAGCCAUACUCUUCACCAGAUUGUGAAAGUUUAUGUGGGAAAUUAUUGGUAUGCCACUUAUCUGAAUACUUUCCUGAAGUAUCCAGAAUUGUUGUAUAAUCGUAACAAAGCACGAUGGAUUGCAUAUGGCAAGACACUUUUCAUCAUUGGAGAUGGUCAGAUGUUCAGGCAUAUUAUCAACUUCCUGAGAUUUGAUCAACUGUAUAUUCCAUCAGGAUUCAAAGAAUGGCCUUUACUUUGUCAAGAAAUAGAAGACUGUAAAAUCCCUGCACUUUCUGAAGCCUUGCAAAAUUGUGAACAAUACAGAAUUUGGUAUGCAGAGAAUGAAGUAGAGACUGUCACAGCAGAAGCAGUUGAUAUUCCUGCAGAAACUGCAAAGUCCGUUUCAUCCAUGGAAUUGCAUGAAAGCAUGGAGGAAAAAGAAAAUGUGUUAAAUCAUGUUACACAACAGGAACAUCCUAGUGAUGCCAAUACUGAAAUAGAUCAAUGCAGACUGAUCAAUUUAAACUGGAGCAAUAAGACAACUCAGUCACGAAAUGUGUCCAUGAAUCCAGCUUCUAAAAGUUACAAUCCAACUCUUUCACCUCGUAAAGCAAGAAAAACUAAAUUCAAUACAGUUCUUGUUGGAGAUAAACAAAUUACUGAGGAAUCUUCUGCUUCAGGUAAUGAAGUAUGUUUGGAAGAAUCAGUAAGUCCACCUCGAAAACGGACAGCUAAGCCACAUCAUAAUGGACAGACAGAAACAAUGACGUCAGUGGCCAAAUUCAUUUCACUCGUUAAUGGAAGGAAGAAUAAUAACACAGAGAAAGCUGGACUUUUGUCCAGUACUGUUCCUAAAGGAAACCAAUUUGAUAAAUCAAUGGAUUUUAAUAAUUUUGACAGUUGGCCACACAAUACUGGAUUCAUUAUAAAAGUCCACCAUCCUCUCCUCCUGGGAAAUGAUGGCUACUCAGAGUUUUACACAGAUAGUGUGUUGUAUAUGAAAUAUUCUACAGACGUAGCUGAUGCACAAUUUGGUCACUCAGAAAGGAGCCAAAUCACAGGUUUAGCAUCUCUCAUCUUUAAUUUAUCGUAUGAAGAAAUAUUUUAUGCCAGGGAAUGUAAUCAUUUUUUGACUGGAAUAAUUCUGGACUCGUAUACUUUGAAGGAUCCUCGACAAAUAACCUGGGAAAUACUGCACCUAGCAAACUUUCUAUGGACCGAACAAAUAACACCGGAAACAUUUGUGUCAAAACUGCUAAAUCUAAAAACCUUCAAGAACCAUAAACAGUUGCAUGACAAAUUGGUUAAAUGGUUAACAUUGACAUUGCCAUUUGCUCGGAAGUAUAGCCACUGCAUGGAGCUACUGUUGAAGAAAGGAUAUUAUAAAUCAGUCUCAUUUCCUGUGUUGGGGAACUAAUUUGAAACAUUCCCAGCAAAUGAAUCUGAUUUCAUUGUAAUAAUUAUAUACAGUGAUAUACUGCCAAUAUUUUAAAACUUUAAAUCAUCAAUAUUGUGGUCAGUGCAAUGAUACUCUAAUCCAUCUGAAAUAAUGAAAAGAAUGCAUGUGGAAAUAUCAAUGUCUCAAAAUGGUUACAAAACAUGCCUAGCUUAUUCAUAAGGUUAUCUUAUCUUGUACGAGUCAAAUUAAACUAAUUUGGUCACAUGAAAUUACCAUGUCUUUCCAGGUAAAACUUAAAAAAAAAAUGUUUUUACAAAUGUCUGAUCUAUCUUUAUAGUAUCAAGAAUGUAAUUGUUUUUUUAAGUAUUUAGUUUUAGCAGAUCCCAACAUUUGUAGGCAUUGAUACUGUCCUUAUUUAGAGAAAAAAAAAAUGUUAAAGUUCAGUUCGUGCAUUUUGUAUGUGUCACUUGGUGAAAAUCAUUCAAUGUUUGAUCCAACAGCUUUUUUUUAAAAACAACCAGCAGUUCACCUUGCUACUGCACAAAAAUAAUCCUGUGCCUAGAAAGUGUGAGGGAAUGAAAGUUCUCCAUCAUGUUCUUGCAGUUCAGACUUACUUACUUUUGGGAGGGGGUCAUCUCAAAUAACUGACGGUUUUGGCUGUACUGCAAGUGGCAUUUGCCACAGUUAAAGUAAGGGGUUUUGACUGAUCAGGAAAAACUAAGUUGGGGCUUGCUUGCUUCCUUUUGUUGAUGUAAAUUAUCUCGCAAACAUGUUACAAGCUGUGACCACCCUAUUGUGGUGCGUAGUUAUGUUCCACUAUAAGGCUAGCAAGCUAAUGCUUAGGUUUAACUUUGAUUCAUUAUUGUUUCUUCUUCUUUCGUGUGGCGUGCACAGCCUAAAGUUGUCGGCCAACUUGUUCUAUUUGAUCUUCCGUUUGUGCACAUCGAGUUGAUUGCAUUAGUCGAAACAGGGCAGACCACGUGAAGAUUGCAAUCUUCCACCCCAUUAUUGUUUCAUUUACAAGCAAAUAGGGCAGAUGCCAUUCAGACUUAAAUAUAUAAAGCCAAGAUUUUCCCAGUAAAAAUUAAAGAAGAUAGUAUUUGUUUUCAUUACAAUGUGAAACUGACUGCAAGUUUUAAUUGCGCAUGCAUACUCUGUUUCUCUGGCACUAUCGGUGGAUUAAUAAGC